CUCAAACUCUGGUCAGACCAAACCAAAGUCUGCGAAAGUUUGGUGGAAUAAGACUGGAAAAUCCUGACCUUAUCUUGGACAGGGAUUAAAUUAGCUUCAUUAUUGGGCCAAAGGAAGUCAAGUGGUGAUGGAGGCAGACUCACUUGAGGAAAAGCUUCUCCUUUAUGCCAGAGAGGGCAGUUUUUCAGACAUCCAGAGGCUCCUUCAGUCGAGAAUCGACCAGAGCAGCUCUCUCAACAUUAACUACAGAUCUAAGUCUAAAGCCAGUUCAGGAUGGACGCCUCUCCAUCUGGCCUGUUACUUUGGGCACACAAAUGCUGUGGAGGAGUUACUCAAGGCAGGUGCUGAUGCAAAUUUGCAGAACAACAUGGGUGACACACCUCUACACAAGGCAGCCUAUACUGGAAGAAAGGAGAUUGUUCUGUUGCUGCUGCGGUACGAUGCCUGUUCCAACAUAAUCAAUGGAACAGCCCAAAUCCCUAAAGAUGUCACAGAGGAUGAUGAAAUCAUUACAAUGCUGGAGGCUGCAGAGAGAAGAGAGACAAGGCGGCGGGAGGAGAAGCUUCUAGAGGCAGCCAGAGAGGGGGACAUCUCCACUCUGUCUAAACUGCUCAGUGGGAAAGAAGCUCCAGACGUUCACUGCAGAGACUCAGUGGGGAAUACGCCCUUACACUGUGCAGCCUACAGGGGGCAGAAGCAGUGUAUUAUAAAGCUGCUCAAGUCUGGAGCCAGCCCCACUGCUAAAAACAGCAAUGACCAGACAGCAAUGGACCUGGUCCGCAGUGAUGAACUCAGAUUAAUUCUAGCAGCCUAUCAAGACAAGGAUGUGGACAGUGGGGUGCAGAAGAUGGAAGGCACUCUUUGGAAGAGUUCACGUUUUCUUGGAUGGCGAUCACACUGGGUGAUAAUUGAGGAGGGGACUCUCUCCUGGUACCCCAGACAGGCCGAUGCACAGGCUGGUGUUAGACAACAGGGCUAUAAGUCUCUAACUCAAGCCUACUGCAUGGUCAAACCAUGGGAUCAUUGCUUCUUCAUGCUCAGGUGCUUUGAUGGCACCGUUCAUUAUUUUAAGGUUCCCUCAAAGACAGAUUCAGUGGCAACAAGAAAAAGAUGGUUGGAUGCUUUUGAGGCACAUUCAUCCUACAGCACUCGCCACUGCACCCAAGAACAGAUUCUUAAUGAUGCAGAUGCAGAUGGAGAUGGAGAUGGUGCCAUGGCAGUGAGGAAUAUGUCACAAGCCCUUCAGGCAGCCAAUGCUUCACAGCAGAAAUUGGAGAGUGAAGUUUCAAUUUUUCUGUCGAUGGUGAAGAAUGAGGAGAACUGUGCUUUGGCUGCACCUCUUUUACUGAAAGCCAAAGAGACCAGUGAGCUCUCCAGUGAAACCUGUGCUGCUCUCCAUCUGUGCCUUGAACUGCUGUCAAAACAGGACGAGGUGUGGAGCUUGAAGUUAGAGCAGGAGGUGGAGAAGAACAAAGCUCUUACAGAGGCUCUGCAGACUUUGGCAACAGAACACCACGAACUCAAGCAGUCCCUGUGUGGGAGAAGCAGGUCGUCUAGCCUCAGUACCCUCACUGGAGAUGACUUCUAUGAUGCUGUAUCAGAGUCGGAGUCGGAGCUCUCGGUGAGCGGCUUCCUGUCUGUGGCCAGUCACUCCUGUGAAGAGGACGAGGGGAGAGACACCCCCUUUCUCAGCAGCCUUCGCCAUCCCAACGCACUCAGGGGGCCUACCGGAAUGUCGGGGGAAGGUAACCAUGGCAACCAACCCACCCAGCACAAUGGAGUCAAGAAGCACAGAACAUCUUUACCGGCUCCCAUGUUCUCCAGGAAUGAUGUCAGCAUCUGGAGUAUCCUGAAAAAAUGCAUUGGCAUGGAGUUGUCAAAGAUUGCCAUGCCUGUGAUAUUUAAUGAGCCUCUGAGUUUCCUCCAGCGGUUAACAGAAUACAUGGAGCACACCUACCUUAUCCAGCAGGCCAAUGCCACAACAGACUCCGUUGAGAGGAUGAAGUGUGUUGCAGCAUUUGCUGUGUCAGCUGUAGCAUCUCAGUGGGAGAGGACUGGGAAACCCUUCAACCCACUGCUGGGGGAGACCUAUGAGCUCAUCAGAGAUGAUUCAGGAUUUAGGUGGGUGUCAGAGCAAGUAAGCCAUCACCCUCCGGUCAGUGCCUUUCAUGCUGAGGGCCUCAAUGAGGAUUUUGUCUUCCAUGGCUCCAUCUACCCCAAACUCAAGUUUUGGGGAAAGAGCAUAGAAGCUGAGCCCAAAGGAGUCAUGACGCUGGAGCUGCCCAAGUAUAAUGAAGCCUACACCUGGACAAACCCCACCUGCUGUGUCCACAACAUCAUUGUUGGUCAGCUUUGGAUUGAACAGUACGGCAGCGUGGAAGUGAUCAAUCACAAGACCGGAGAGAGAUGCAGCAUGACGUUCAAGCCCUGUGGCCUCUUUGGAAAAGAGCUACAUAAAGUGGAAGGAUACAUCCUUGAUAAAAGCAAAAAAAAACUGUGUGCAAUAUAUGGCAAAUGGACUGAAUGCCUUUACACAGUAGACCCUGCUGCCUUCGAUGCCCACAAAAAAAGUGACAAGAAGAAUUCAGAUGAAAAAAAGGGCAAUAAACAGAGCAGUGUGGAUGAGGAGCCAGAGGAGAUGCCUCCACCUGAUGCUGAGACAGUGCAGGUCAUCCCAGGUAGUGAGCUCAUCUGGAAGAUAACGCCACGACCAGACAACUCAGCCAAGUUCUAUGCAUUCUCCACAUUCGCCAUGCACCUAAAUGAGCAUGAGAAGAGCAUGGAGGGAGUUAUUCCCCCAACAGACAGUCGCCUCAGACCUGACAUUCGCGCCAUGGAGAAUGGCGACAUAGAUUUGGCAAGUGCAGAGAAGAAGAGACUUGAGGAGAAACAGAGAAUGGCACGGAAAAAUCGCAGCAAAACAAGCGAUGAAUGGAAAACAAGGUGGUUUCAGCAAGGACCCAACCCUCACAACAAAGCUCAGGACUGGCUCUACUUGAAAGGCUACUGGGAAAGGAACUACACUCACCUGCCUGACAUCUACUAAUAAGUAAAAACACAAAUAUACAUGGAGAUCUGCUUUUACCACCUUUUGGACUUUAUCUGCUGUAUUAGGGUUUGUCCGAGGGCUCCCUAGCACAUGCAACAAUGUCACGGAGUUGGUACGGACCAGCAGGUAGUGAAGAAAUGUUUUGAAUAAGUCAGAAGGCAGCAAAGCACUGAAUGAACCCAGAAGCAUAUAGUCUUUAAUAGGUGUGUGUGAACAAUGAAGCACAAAAACUCUUUUGCUUAUUUUUCGUGGUUCUUGACCAUUAAAGUAUGGUAUAGGCAUGUCUUGGAAAAACUAGAAUGUAUUUUAGAAAUAUUUAUAUACAUAUUUAGAUGGAGUGUUUAAAAGUCAACCUUGGUUUUGUUGUUGGUAUUUUCCCCAUAAUUCCUGCAGGGGUGAAAACAUUUUACUCCCUCAGUGCAGAGACAUACAAUGCAACACAGCGACAAACAGCUACAACAUGCAUGAUGCAUCCUGAGCUGAUUGAUUAUAAAUUCAUCUCUGACACUGAUUCUACUAGUCCAUGCAUGCUUAUAAUUUAUAGUAUCCAUGCACAAGUAGAAUCAAUGUCGUACAGAACAUCAGGGAAUUGCCUUGCAUAGUCUUUUGCGAUAAUUUUUGUUGGAAAAUGUGAUAUUAGCAUGUGUCUACAUGUUCCUCAGCACUAGAAACAAGUGUGUUUGCAGACAUUGCACGGGGACCCUAUGUGAUUGGUUGAUCUCACAGGAAAUUACAAUUAUUGGUCAACUUUGCCGAAAAGUUGCGGCGAUUGGACACAAUUGUAAGGCCACGUAGAAAUCACAAGAAUUGGUUGAUUUUGCUUCAAUUAUAGCAAGUGCAACAUUGAAAAAUCCUGGAUGGACUGUAUAAUGCAGUGUUAAGUGGUCAAAGAGAGCAUGUGGGAACAUUUCCCCUUGUCUCCCCUUUGUAGUAAAAUGUGUGAUGCAUAUAAUUACUGUUUAAAUGUUUAAAAUCUGCUUGCUUGCGGAGUCCAAAUUUGACUAAUCAGUUGUAAAACUGUCUAGAUGUUUCUCUGCAAAGAUGAUGGCAAGGAUAAUGUAACCAUGUCAGGCAAGAAUUGAGGCCAGUACCAAAACAUUAAAACUUUUGAUAUAAAAAUAAAUGUAUAAAAUACUAUUAAACCCUGAACUACGUAAUGAAUAGAUGUGUUUAAAAUCUAACAGCAUUGCACAUAUGUCUGCCUGACUCUGUGGACAUCGUAGCACUUUUUCCAACUGUACUGAAUCAAGAAAACUGGCUCUGCACUUACAGAUUUGUGUGUGUAAAAAGUCUUGCCAUAGUUGAGUACAAUGAGCUAUAUGCCUGAAAUUACAAUUAUUGCAUGUGCAUCACUAUAACUAUGCAAGCCUUACCUCCUCCACAACCAAGCACUGAAUAUUCUUGUCAUGUUGUGGAUAG
Molecule: messenger RNA, 4468 nt
Organism: Plectropomus leopardus (leopard coralgrouper)
Lineage: Eukaryota; Metazoa; Chordata; Actinopteri; Perciformes; Serranidae
Product: oxysterol-binding protein-related protein 1-like
Cellular component (GO): cytosol; perinuclear endoplasmic reticulum; plasma membrane
Molecular function (GO): cholesterol binding; protein binding
Source: RefSeq, a predicted model, not a curated record